CGGCCGCCAUCGGCUAUUUCUGGCCACGGCCACACACUCGCGUCACAACAAUCGUCCAGUCAGCACGUGCAGCAAGGAGCGCUGCUGCUCUCAACUUGGCCUCGGUUUGUGCAUUUACAAUUUGCAUUGGCUUAAGCAAACAAUUCAAAAAAAAAAAAGAAAGAAAAAUCAAAUAUACAAAAACGCAUCGGUAAAAAGUUAACUAAUAAAUUGCGAGACGUGCAAUUGCAACAAGUUGGGAGCCAGACAGCACGCCCACCCACUGCCGCUGGCCCAGCGACUGACCUUGGCCUAGUUGGCCCCGCGCACAGCAACAGCCAGAGCCACUUAAGGGUUAAUUGCAUUUGCCUGCUUGCAGCUGCAGCACAUGGUUGAGGAGGUUGGCUGCUUGAGACAAACUGGCGGCAUCGGCAUUCUCGCUGGCAUGCCCACUCCGAGCACUUCGUCUGCAACUGGCAGCACAGCUGCCGUCGCUGCCGGUGUCUCCGGUCCAAAUACCGCAACUGGGACUGCCCAUCAUCAGCAUCAGCAGCAGCACCAGCAGCAGCACCAGCAGCAGCAGCAGCAGCAGUUCCAUCUGCAUCAUCAGCAGCAUCAGUUGGCCAGCAAUAUGAGCAUGCUGAAUGUGAAGAGCGGCGCUGGCGGUCGCUAUUUGUGGACAGAUCGGGAGCUGCUCAUGCAUCUGCAGAACUAUACGCCGCUCAUACUGCUCAUCGAUUUUGUGGAGAAGACGCGCACCAAGCGCUUCUAUGAGAGCUCUGAACGCUACGAGAUACUCAUGCUGGUGUUCAUCAUGCGCAAGGGUGCGCCAUUUUGUGAGAAUAAACGCUUUCCGGCCGAAUAUUGGGUGAAUCUGUCCGUUGGCCCCGUUGCCGAGGCCUUUGAUCGUCUGCAGGCGGCCAUCGAUAUACCCGAUCCCCAGCUGCCCAUACACAUGAGCGUCACGGAUUUGACCACAUGGAAGGAGAUGUUCGAUUCCGCGAUGAUUGACAUACGCCGCUUUGCUUAUCACACCGAUCCCAUGCAGCUGGCCGAUGUGGGUGUCUACAAUCGCAUCACGUUCGAGCAGCGCUUUGCCAUGCAGUGGCAGGAGUAAAUCUAGCUACAGCUUGACCUUGAAGCUAUGGGGCUGGUCUAUCGGUCAGGCGCGCGGUUGCCAAAUUUUAUGCGAAUAUAACAAAAAUAGUGUAUAUUAUUCGUGUAAUGCAACGCACUUUUCCUCUAUUUCAUUUUAUUUAUUUGAUUGCAUUUAAGGCUUUUUGAGGUUAUGUUUUCUUU
Messenger RNA from Drosophila novamexicana, 1278 nucleotides. RefSeq names its product high mobility group protein DSP1. The transcript has a single exon. The coding region runs from base 368 to 1096 and encodes 242 amino acids. Lineage: Eukaryota; Metazoa; Arthropoda; Insecta; Diptera; Drosophilidae. Gene Ontology annotation, molecular function: structural molecule activity. The record is from RefSeq and is a predicted model, not a curated record.